Messenger RNA from Acipenser ruthenus (sterlet), 6507 nucleotides. RefSeq names its product C2 domain-containing protein 2. The record is from RefSeq and is a predicted model, not a curated record. The transcript has 14 exons. Bases 688 to 2730 code for a protein of 680 amino acids. NCBI's taxonomy places the organism in Eukaryota, Metazoa, Chordata, Actinopteri, Acipenseriformes, Acipenseridae.
GCAUACAGGGACGGGCACUAUGUGCUUGUUAACUGUACUGGCUGUAUCGAAAGUAGCACAGACAGUAACCGGAGCUCAGAGUCCAGUCGGAUUACAGCAAGACUUUUUUUAUUCGUCACAGCUACAAAAUCACGCCGGCAGCAUUUUGUUUUUAAAUUGGGACACCUCGGUUCUGCUGGCAGGAGGGCUGUACUGCUAUGCAAAGCUGUUCAGAGGAGGGCAGUAACUUUGUUGAGCGCUGCAGUGCAGUGGGUAUAGCUGCUGUGCAGUUUGAGGAAUGCUGCUCUGCGUGUGUGACCGACUCUGACUGGCUGUCAGUGGGCCUGGCUGUGGAAAUAAACAGUGGUGUGUGCUCCAAUUUAAAACAUGUAUAGGGAAUGGGUCAUGCAUUUUCCUUUUCUGUUUCUCUUUAUUAACCAAAGGUUGAAAACACGGAACCAGAUGACCUCAGUGUAGCAAAGUGCAGUAGUGUUUCGGUUUUUUUUUUGUAUCGCGAGGCAAUAUAUGCAGCGUUAAAAACUUUCAUUUGUGCGCUUCGUGUUUUUAUUUUAUUAUUAUUACAGCUGUUUUUUUUUUAACAAAACAAGGAUAACCAAAGUAUACACAUAUUUGUUCAAAAAAUCUGUUGCUGUUUGUGUUCUAGAUGUUUUAAUUUUUUUUAAAGAAGAUACUGUAUUAUGUUCAGAUAUGUCGCUCCUGGAAAGUGUCCUGGCAUGCUUAGCGCCGGGUGGCGUUGAUAUGCAAUGGUUUUGCUUGGCUACUCUCUUCGCUGCCUCCAUAGUGACAGUGCUGCUCUAUUUACUCCAGUACUCGGUUGGCAUUUUCCGGGUUCGGACCCCGAGUAGAACUUGUGGUGCUUUCCCUGAGUCGGAAGAAGCUGACCGGUUACUGAGCUGGGCGCUGUCGUUGAAGAACUGGAAAAGCCAGUGGCAGGAAGCGUGGUUUACUUCCAUUAACAAAGAAGCUAAACGGAUUGGGGGACCUUUGCAGCUCACAUUUCAAGAAUGCGGACUUCAACCAGCAGAACUGGCUGUCAGCCAGGUUUCCAGUUUCCGAAAGGUAGACGAGGACAAGAUUGUGUGCUGCCAAGUCGUCGGGGAAAGUGUGCAGUUUUCCCUUGGCGUGACUCGGAGGACAGCCACCGCAGCAGCAGGACUGCAGAAGACGUACAGCAUUCAAAUCUCCCCCUUCAAACUACAGUUGGAGCUCAGGCUGCAUGAGGCGGAGCAGGAUAUUCAAGUCUCCUGGUCCCUUUCACGCCUGGAAGACUGGAACCUGCAGGUCACACCAAGGAAUAGAGAUGAGCUGCCUGAAGGAAAUCCAGAUAUCGCAGCUCUCAGAAAUACACUUGAAGAUAUCAUUUGUUCAGCCCGCCCAUCUGUGCUUCUGAGCACCAAACCUGCAGAUGGAAAAGAGGCCAAGGGUAUCCGAAAUGUGGGAUCAUCUUCUUCUCAGGUCACCUCUCCCCCCAAACCACCGCGGGCUCACGAUUGGAAACUACUAUUGAAGAAUAUAAAAGCCAUGUAUAACACUGGAGAUGAUGCUGCAGGCAGUAUUCAUCCAUACUUUGCAAUACAGCUGGAUGACCCUCCACAGCAGCUUUCAAGCCCUGUAAUAAAGAACACUACUACCCCUUCGUGGGACCAGCCUGUCAUGCUUGAGCUCAGUGCUAAAUCAAAGGAGUUAAAGAUACAGCUUCUGGAUGAGGGCAAGCCCCCAAAAAGUGCCAUGCUGGGUCUGGUUUCUGUGCCUUUGGAUCUGUUUAAGAGACAUCCUUCCGGGCUGCACACCUUUGCACUGAACAGCACCGACGCAGCGAGAGGGUCCGUCUCUGCUGAGUUCACGUACCUAGAGCCCAGUGAGCUGCGGUCAUGGCAGGCUCCCACCCCCGCCCCCACCAAGAAGGUGGAGAUGGACCGGACCGUCAUGCCGUGUGGGACAGUGGUGACCACGGUCACUGCAGUGAAAAGCAAGCCUGGGAGAUCUCCUUCGGCGCUCAGUGCAGAUUCUCCCAUGAAGAUUCCCUCUAGACUGAAACUGUCUGAAAGAAGCGUCUCUGAUCAAACUGGCCCCACAGGAGCCACAGUCAGCAAGGCCCUGUCCUCCUCUGAUACAGAGCUGCUGAUGCUGAACGGUACAGACCCGGUGGCAGAAGCAGCAAUUCGGCAGCUUCACGAGUCUGCCAAGCAGCGCCUGAGAUCUCCAGUGAAGAAGAGCACCAUCAUCAUCUCAGGGGUGGCAAAGUCUCCUAUAUCUCAGGACGAUGAAACGGCCCUCAUGAGGGGCUACGCUGCAGCGAUGGACGCCUCGAUGACCCAGGAGCCUCUCUGCGCUGCUCCAGAGGCCCCUCCCCUCGAGCUGGAGAUCCCAGAGCCACAGAAGGGUCCCAGCGGCAGCCCUGCCCGAGGGGGGGAGCUCAGCGCUGUCCAGGACCCCGACACCGAGACCCAGUCCCAACUCUCACUGUGCGUGUCCGAGUCUGGCACCGUCAAGAAAUCCAAAGGCGGGUUCUUGCACAAGAGCGCCAGGCUGUUCUUCCGACGCCGGCACCACCGGAAGGACCCGGGCAUGAGCCAGUCACACAACGACCUGGUGUACCUGGAGCAGCCCGUGGCUGUGGAGAAGGAGAGGAAGUCUGCUACCCUCAGCCGCAUCAUCAACAGGAAGCUGCUUCCCAGGAACAAGAGCAAGAGCAAAGUGAACGGAGCCAUGGGGGACCCCAGUGCAUGAUCACUGUGCAAAUACCCGUCCACGCAUUCACAUUGCCCCAGUGCAUGAUCACACAUUCACAUUGCCCCAGUGCAUGAUCACACAUUCACAUUGCCCCAGUGCAUGAUCAUUGUGCAAAUACCUGUCCACACAUUCACAUUGCCCCAGUGCAUGAUCACUGUGCAAAUACCUGUCCACGCAUUCACAUUGCCCCAGUGCAUGAUCACACAUUCACAUUGCCCCAGUGCAUGAUCACUGUGCAAAUACCUGUCCACACAUUCACAUUGCCCCAGUGCAUGAUCACUGUGCAAAUACCUGUCCACGCAUUCACAUUGCCCCAGUGCAUGAUCACACAUUCACAUUGCCCCAGUGCAUGAUCACUGUGCAAAUACCUGUCCACACAUUCACAUUGCCCCAGUGCAUGAUCACUGUGCAAAUACCUGUCCACGCAUUCACAUUGCCCCAGUGCAUGAUCACACAUUCACAUUGCCCCAGUGCAUGAUCACAGUGCAAAUACCUGUCCACACAUUCACAUUGCCCCAGUGCAUGAUCACUGUGCAAAUACCUGUCCACACAUUCACAUUGCCCCAGUGCAUGAUCACUGUGCAAAUACCUGUCCACGCAUUCACAUUGCCCCAGUGCAUGAUCACACAUUCACAUUGCCCCAGUGCAUGAUCACUGUGCAAAUACCUGUCCACACAUUCACAUUGCCCCAGUGCAUGAUCACUGUGCAAAUACCCGUCCACGCAUUCACAUUGCCCCAGUGCAUGAUCACUGUGCAAAUACCUGUCCACGCAUUCACAUUGCUUUAGAACGCUUCAUGAAGAUGCAGUACUGUAUGCAGUUGAUCAGGCUGCUUUUACACACCGCACCAGCACUGGCACUGAAGGGAACACAGUCACAAGAUUAGUGCUAAUUGGGGUGUGUGAAACCAGCCACUGUUUAUUGAGUGUUGUUGUGGGUUGAGCAGAAAAAAAAAAAAAACAUAAAUUGUUUCAGCUCUCUAUGCAACACGGAAAUGAAUUGGGAGGGCGUGUGUGUGCAAAGGUUUCUAUUACUUCAACACGUGUGCUCCCACAUUUACAAUUCAUGUUUAUUGACUAAGAAAAGGAAUUAUACAAAGUGGGAUUUGAAUUGAAGGGAAUGUCAUUGCUAGUCUGAUCUCGGAGAUGUGUGAUUGUGUGCGUAUGAUUGUCUGUGUCUGUGGUUUUGUGUGUGAUUGUUUUUUCAGAUGGGGAUGAAACAGACAUCUCAAGCUCACUCUUUAUUAAGAUGGCUAAUCUUUUUGACUACAACAAGUUUAUCAUGAGCCUAUUUAACCCCUAUUUAACCCCAGUUUUGAGGGAACCGUUUUGUGAAAGAUGGGUGUUUGCAUCAACUCAUGGCACCUGUGAUGUACAGUUUCUCUAUUUUCUCUGGAAUCAAAGAUUUAACCGUACGACAGGUCAGCCAAAGCAGAGACAAGUAUCCAAAGACUGAAGCAAAGUGAGAAUUGCCCUUAAAUAAAUUUGUGAGGUAAAACACUGAAUUGUAGCCAGAUCACAGCAUUAAUAACCCUUUUGCCAUUUUAAAUGAUGUUUUUGCAUCACAGAGCUGGGUUCAGUAACAGGCAGCUAGCUUGCUGAAGUUGCUUGUUUUACAUGCAUGCAAGGAGGUUAAAGUUAUUCAUUCUCCACACUCAUUAGAGAGCAGUAGUCUUUCUGAAAUACUCAACACUGGCAUGUGUAGCAAUCCUAAAAGAAACAUUUUCACAACAAGUCUUUCUGAAGACAUUGAGGAAGAGUUGUAGGCGAAACGUUUGUUUCAGUAUAACUCAAAACCAUUGAUGUUCUGCAUUAAAGGAUCCCUCUGUGUCGGGGUCCAGUAACAAUGACCAGUUUUGUCUUGCCAGUCGACUUCCUCACAGCUACACAGCUGCAUCAUCAUAAGUCGCACAUUUAUUUAAAGUUUUUUUGGUUGCUUUCUGUUUGUUAUUCCUGGUGCGCUAAAAUCCAUUUGGCAACAUAGGUGCAGAAGACGUGAUGCACCGUAUAAAACAUGCAGUAGUAUUGUGUAGCCUACAGCACACCCCAGCGUGUCCUUGUAUAGAUGUACACUUCUUACACAGUUACCGUGCUACUGCUGGUCUAAGAUUAGUGUGAGAGAGCGGUUUCUAAAGCACUGCUGGAAGACAACCCCUAACAUUAAACUCCAGAACACACAGCGUGCAUCGUGGUGUCUGUGCAGAAGCCCAGCAGUUAGAAGCGCCUAACCUAACUUGCACAAAGCUCUAUUGUCUGGUUCCACAGACCCUGAUUCGCACAAAUACUCGACUCCCUAAUGGUGCCUCAGGUAAAGUAAUCCCAGAUUAGGGCUGAUCAGGGUCUGCGAGCCCAGCUGCAUGUCAUGUAUGGUUUUCAAAUUGCUUUGAACACUACAGUAGAACAGCCACAAGGGGCCGGUCAGUUCUGCGUUUGUUGCUUUUUUUGUUGUGAAUUUCCAAUGCAUUGUUUUUUAUUGUGCUUUUGCCAACAAAGCUUUAGUCUAACAAAAGCAAACAAAUUGAAGCAAACUUUCUACAGCAGAGGACAUCAGUCCGUUCCCAUGGGCUCGUUGCAUUUACACCCAGACAUCAGUCCGUUCCCAUGGGCUCGUUGCAUUUACACCCAGACAUCAGUCCGUUCCCAUGGGCUCGUUGCAUUUACACCCAGACAUCAGUCCGUUCCCAUGGGCUCGUUGCAUUUACACCCAGACAUCAGUCCGUUCCCAUGGGCUCGUUGCAUUUACACCCAGACAUCAAUCCGUUCCCUUGGACUCGUUGCAUUUACACCCAGACAUCAGUCCGUUCCCAUGGGCUCGUUGCAUUUACACCCAGACAUCAGUCCGUUCCCUUGGGCUCGUUGCAUUUACACCCAGACAUCAGUCUGUUCCCUUGGACUCGUUGCAUUUACACCCAGACAUAAAGUCUGUACCCUACGCGCGUGUGUGUGUGUGUGUGUGUGUGUGUGUGUGUGUGUGUGUGUGUGUGUGUGUGUGUGUGGGUAGAAUAUUUAAAUUUUUAUGAUGACUUGCAACCCAUAAAGACAGCGGGUAGCUAUCCUAACUCCAUGCAACAUGCUGCCGUUUCUAAGCGUUAUUGUGGGAAUUCUUACAUUAACUUAAGACAUCCAGUUUGGUCUGGGUGUAAACCAGAAACACAAAUGCCAUCAGUCAUUAUAGAAAACAAAAACAAAUACUAAUAAAUAAAUAAAUAAAUAAAUAAGCAUUUCACGUAAAAACGACAUUGGCAUGGAUGACUGUAUUCGAAUUAGGAGGUGUAGUUUAUACACGAUACUUUAAUGAGAAGGAGUAAACUCUGUAUAAAAAGACUAAAGGGACCUGUGCACUUUGCACACUCUUAUGCAUCGAUGGUUAUCUCUCUCGAUCUAGUCUGAAGUAUCCAGAGCCACUCAGUGCUGAGAGGGGGGCUGUAUAAUAGUGACGUUCACUGUCUGCUUCAGAUGCCUCUUAAAUGCUUACUUAGAAUGCAUUGCAACCUUUGUCAUUUAACUUUCUAACUAAAGGUAAAAAAGGCUGUUUUCAUACUGUUCUGAGCCUAAUACAAGCCUACCUGAAAAAUGAAUAUAAAUUACCUGUAAUAAAUAUCACCUGUAAAUAAUGUAUCUGCUUACAAAUACUUGAUAUCUGAGACUGGCUUUGCUAUAUGAAAACUGACUGCUGCUGUGAAACGUUUCAGUGAACGCAGUGCAGGGAUUAUUAGGACUAAUCACCAAAUCAGGAUUGGAAUUUGGAGCAAUAAUAAAAUAUUGAAUAACACAA